CGCUUGUCCUUCCGGGCCGAAGGUGAAACAUCUGGGAACACCUCUUCCCACGUGGGGAGGCGAAGGUGGAAUGGUCUGUUGAAGGCAGCGAUCGGGAACGUGGGCAUUUGCGUGCCAGGCUCGGGGGUCUCCCCGGGAGUGAUCGUUCUUCAGGCGCGGAGCUCGGAGAGAAGUGUGAACGAUGACAUCUCUUGCGCACCAGCUGAAGCGCCUUGCGCUCCCCCAGAAUGAUCCCAGCCUCUUGUCUCGAAGUGAAGCAGCUUCGCUGCUGUUUGAUUGCAAGGAAGCUGCCAGUAUUGACAGGGAGACCUUCUUCGCCAUAGGGUGCACUGGCCUGGAAGAGCUGAUUGGAAUUGAUCCAUCCUUUGAGAUGUUUCAGUCAACACUUUUCAGCCAAAUGUCCAAAGGUUUGGAGCGCAGUGUCCAAACUAAAGCAGUUAACCAACAGCUGGAUGAAAACAUUUCUUUGUUCUUGAUUCAUUUGUCUCCUUACUUCAUGCUUAAACCAGCACAGAAAUGCCUUGAGUGGCUGAUUCACAGGUUUCAUAUUCACCUGUAUAACCAGGACAGUUUGGUUGGCUGUGUGUUGCCAUAUCAUGAAACCAAGUUGUUUGUGCGAGUUAUCCAGCUUCUGAAAAUUAGUGAUCCUACUCACAAGUGGCAUUGGCUUCACCCAAUUCAGAAACCGGGAGUCCCUCUUGCAAGGGGAACAUUGAUUACACAUUGCUACAAAGAUCUGGGUUUUAUGGAUUUUAUAUGCAGACUAGUGACAAAAUCUGUAAAGACCUUUUCACUUCAUCCAGGGAGUUUAUCACAGAUGAGAGUCUUGUUUACUUUUUAUGCCUCUACAGUUGUGUCUGCUCUUGGGGCUGCACCAAGAAUAACAGACACUCUGGUCUCCAAAUUGCUUCCUUAUAUCCAAAAGGGUUUGAAAUCAUCCUUGGUGGAUUACAGAGCAGCAACUUACAUGAUUGUUAGCCAGUUGGCCGUGAAGAUGACUAUGGAAAAGUCUCUGGUUCAUUCCUUGACAUUGCUAAUCAGCAAGACUUUGACCAAAGCUCCUUCCCUGUUCAGAGAGGGACUGGGCUGCCUGAUAGUUCUUCUGCAGAGCCAGAAGGAAGAAGGUCUUGGGAAAAAGCCAUUUACCCAUCUGUGUAAUAUACCCCACUUGAUUGCCACCCUUCAAGAAAUGUCAGCCAGUUAUGACAUCAGCCCAGUUUUGCAUUACAUGUUGCCACACCUGGUUCAAUCAGUUAUCUAUGGAAGGGCAGAAGUAGAAGAAGAAUCAAAUAUGGUUGCUAAUCAAAACAAUAUAAAACAUCUAGAAACCAUAAUUGCAAAUAUACCAUUAGAAAAAGAUAUGGCUCAUUUGUUGGCCUGUAAAUUUCUGAAGGAAUAUAUAUCGUAUGGUCUAGAGUGUGACUCUGAUUCUGACAAAAUGGCUGAGAUUAAUAAAGAAUUGCUUUCUUUAAUCAGGCUGUUUGAAAGAAAAUAUCCUAGAACUCUAGAUUUGGUAUUGGAGGAGUAUCUGAAAGAUGUUAGAAGCCAAAAGGAGCAAGAACUCUUCCAUCAAUUUAUUUCCCUUUCAGUGAGUGGGGGUAAAUACCAGUUUCUAGAAGAUUCUGAUACAUCUCUGCUGCUUAGCUUGAAUCAUCCACAGCCAGCAGUCAGAGUCCUGGCUAUUCAGCACUUGAAGGAAAUCAUUGAAGCAUCAAAGGAGGGCUUUGAUGAUUCCUUCAUUGAAGAGGCAAUUUUAGCACGACUGAAGGAUGAUAACCUAGAAGUAGUUAUAUCAUCUCUUAGUGCAUUAGAGACUUUCUUGGUUAGUCUAAAGACUUGUGAUGAACAAAUUGCCUUUAAUCUGGUAUGCCUCUUUGAAAGAGCAGACCUCUCUAAGGAUGACAAAUGGUGCAAGAUCCUGGGGACUGCAAUCCACCUGUUAAUUAAAAAGGAGGUUCUUAAAGAGAACAAAGAUCUCUUACACCAAUUAGUCCUACAACUGCUGCCGUUCAUAGUAAUAACUGGUAGUGAUCCAAAAUCCACUGAAUGGAAAAUGGCACUUUGUAUAAUGGAAUCUGGUAUUUGUUCCCUUCAUCCUUUGUUGAAAGGCUGUCCAGAAGCUUUCCAGAAUGCAAUCAAAGCGGUGAAGCCAGAAGAUGUGAUGCGUGCAUCUAAUGCAAAACUGAUCGCCCUCUUGUCAGAUAACCUGAUUUCAGAGGACCCUUCCUUUGUGUCACAGAGCGUGGAAGGUCUCAUUGGUAUUGCAGAGAAGGAGGCUCAAACUGUGAAGCAGAAGGUAACAGCCCAUGUGAUCGCCUCUGUCCUGGUCCAGUCCUGCUGCUGUAAUUCGCAAGUGGAAGAAGACCGUCUAGCCCUGGCUCUGAUGGUCUUCCGCUUUUUGAGUAGAAAAAUGCGAAAACUUGAGGACAGCUAUCCUGCUGAGGCAUUUCUCUAUAACUUCUCCAUUGAGUUUACCUCUGGCAGUGAACCGUUCCUGGGGGUUCUAGCAGAAUAUAUACAAAAGCUAAAUGCUGGAGCAGCAGCGGAUUUAGAAGAUUCUGUCUUGCUCAUUGUUUUACUGAGAAACUUUAUUCAGGGCCUGGUCCCUCCGGAUUCCUUUUCAAAAGAUGAGAUGUGGUGGAAUCCUGAAACUUUAAGUAAACCAAGCAAAGAUUAUUUAUGUCUGCUCUUGGGACUGUUUGAUACUCUAAUCCGUGGAGCCAGUGAGGGAAUAUAUGCGGAUCAUUUUCGUGCAAUGAUGCGACUUCUGUUUGAGGUGCAUUUGAAUGAGCCAGAAAGUCAGUUCAAAUUUCUCUCAGUCUUAUGGACUUACAGUUUCAACAUCUCCAACCAGAUGGAUUUUGUGGUAGAUGCGGUGCUACAGACUCGUUCUUUGUAUAUAGGAUGCGCAAUGCUUGCAUCACAGACUGUGCAGACAAAAAAGAAACUGGCAGCACCAACUUCUCCAGUGAUCGCAUCUUUACUGAUAAAUUUGGGGAGUCCUGUGAGUGAGGUCCGGAGAGCUGCUCUUAACUGCCUGCAUUCCCUAAGUGGAAUAAAAGAGUCUGCAUUUCAUCCCAUUCUUCAUAAUUUAACACAGAAAGCUGAAGAGAUAACAUCUGACCAAACUUACGUAAUCCAGAGCCUUGGUAGUUUGUUUGAAGAGUUAAAGAUCCAGCAGAAGCAAAAGACGCAAAAGUUGUCGGAAGCACUGAGAGUGUUGCUUGAAUGUGUGCAAGCCCUCGAAUGUCCAUCAUACGUUGCACGAAACCUGUUGAAAAUCCUUCAUGAAGUCAAUGGCAAGGUGGUGCUUUCUCAUCUGUUGCCUGUCUUAGAUCGAUUACUGGAGAAGGCUCUUAAAAAACCAGAGGAGAUGUUAAAAGAUGAAGCUCUUCUUUUGCAUCUCAUUCUGGGGAAAUACAAUGAGCACUCAGCAGCAUUCCUUUGCACAGAUCAACAGAGUUUGGAUUUAUUCAUCAAAGCUUUAAAUGCUUCCCAGGAAAUCUACAAAGGAAUUUGUACAUUCCAGAUUAGAGCUCUUGGACAGAUUACAAAACCAUUCUUUGCUGCACUGCCAGAUGGGAAGGUUCAACAAAAGAUAUUGGGAGUAUUGUUUGAUUUACUCCUGAAUUGCAAAAACCCUCAAUGUGCACAGACAAUCAACAGUGUUUUUAAAGGGAUCUCAGUUGACGCUGAGCAGAUCAGUAUGGAACUGGAGCCUCCACCAAAAACAAAAAACGUAGCUACUGUUCACCAAACAAGAAGGCAGAAAAUGCAACAGCAGAGAAAAGCUCAGGAUCAGGAAGGCGCACAAGAAGAAAACAGUGUAAACUGGCAGAGAGUCACACUUAUCUUGGAAUUGCUGCAACACAAGAAGAAGCUCAAGCAGCCACAGGCUUUGGUCCCUACUCUUUUCAGCUUACUGGCCAGAUGUCUGGAACCUUCUGCUGAACAAGAAAAUCUGGAAUACAUAAAACAACUAGUACUUGGUGGUCUAUUAAACAUUUGUCAGAAACUAUCUCCAGAUGGGAGCAGGAUACAAACAGGAAUUCUUGAUGAGGAGAAGUUCAACGUGGAGCUGAUUGUCCAGUGCAUCCGGGUUUCAGAAAUGCCUCAGACACACCACCAUGCUCUGCUCUUGCUCGGUGCAGCUGCUGGAAUGUUUCCUGGUAAAGUGCUGCACAACAUCAUGCCCAUAUUUACAUUCAUGGGGGCAAAUGUCAUGCGUCUGGAUGAUGCUUACAGUUUCCAGGUGAUUAGUAAGACCGUGAAGAUGGUCAUUCCUGCUCUUAUACAGGCUGAUAAGGAUGGUGGUUCUUCUGAAAGUGCUGAAAACUUGGAAGGGGUAGUGAUAAAAAUAAUCCGCGUGUUUGUGGAUGCUUUGCCUCAUGUGCCUGAACAUCGCCGCCUCCCAAUCCUGGAACAGCUGAUAAGCACUUUGGGAGUGGAGCGGUUUCACUGGAUCCUUCUCGUUCUGUUGUUUGAACAGCAUGUGACAAAAUCCGUGGCUGCAGCAGCCAAUGGAGAGAAGGAUGCUGUUCUGGAGUCUGAUACAGAAUUCUGGAUCUCCAUAUGCUGUGAAUUUAGUGUAAUAGAGCAACUGCAAAGUUUGAUGAAAGUGCUGGCAUAUUUAGCAAAACUGCCAGAGAACAAAGAAGAUGACCCUGGACAAAAGAAAUCAAGAGUACGCAGGACAAAAUUACAGAGUCAUGAAACAGAACUCUUUAAUGUGGAGUCUCACUCUAGCAAACAGUUGAGGCAUUUCAAAUUCCUGUCAGUCUCCUUCAUGUCACAGCUUCUCGCUUCAAACAGUUUUGUGAAAAAAGUAGUUGAAUGUGAAGAUGUUGAAGAGCUAAAGGAGGUUGAACAGAGGUUGUUGGAAGAUGUCCUUUGCUACAUAAAUGCUGUGGCACACUCAGUGGAAAAAAACGCUGAUACACCAACAGCAAAAUUCUGGAGGGCUUUGCUUAACAAAGCUUAUGAUGUACUGGAUAAAGUCAAUGCCUUAAUGCCACCGGAAACCUUUAUUCCUGUCAUCAGGGGCCUGAUGGCCAACCAUCUGUCUCCUGUGAGACGUAAAGCAAUGGACCUCUUGAACAAUAAGUUGCAGCAGCGCACUCAAUGGCAGGAAACACAAGUUGAUUUGCUGUUAGAAAUGGUUCCUGAUCUCAUUACCGUUGUGCAGCGUAAGACGAGCGAGGCUGAGGAGGAGCAGGCAAUCAACAGGCAGACUGCACUGUUCAGUUUGAAACUACUCUGCAAGUGUUUUGGCAGCAAACACACGCAGCCGUUUGUGACUGUGCUGAAAAUGGCUGUCGAUGUGGUCUCUUCAGAAGGGAAGGAGGACAGAAAUGUCAUAGGAAGUGCUUUGCUGUGUAUAGCUGAAGUCACCUGUGUGUUGAAAGCGCUGGCAAUACCUCAGCUUCCAAGGCUUAUGCCAGCAUUGCUAAAGAUACUGAAACAAAAAACGGAAUUGAUGGCCAAUGAAAUCUACUUGCUUAGCACAGUGACGGCACUGUUGAAAAUCGUGGAAACAUUGCCACGUUUCCUUAGUCCGUAUCUGCUGGAUCUCUUGCUGCAGGUGGUCCAUUUGGAAAGGAUUGCCAUUCAAAUGGGACCUUCAUCCCACGUUAAUCUACGGGUGACAUCUCUGAAAACUACCUUAGCAACAAAGCUUCCACCCAGAGUUCUUCUGCCAGCAGUUGCAAAGUGUUAUAGUGAAGUAGCAAGUGCUUAUAAGAACUAUCUGGGUACAGUAAUGGAUAUUCUGAAGGUGCAUAUUACCAUUCUGGAAAGAGAUCAGCUGAGUGCACAUCAGUCUGAGCUGACAACAUUUUUCAUGAAUGCACUGGACUUCAGAGCUGAACAUUCUGAGGAUGAUCUGGAGGAUGUCGGGAAAAUAGAAACUCAUAUUAUUAUGUGCUUAAUCAGCAUGGUUAUGAGGCUCUCUGAAAUAUCUUUCAGACCCCUCUUCUUCAAGCUCUUCGAUUGGGCAAGAACUGAGGGUGCGUCAAAGGACAGGUUGUUGACUUUUUGCCAACUGGCAGAUUGCAUUGCUGGACAGCUAAAAGGACUGUUCACCCUUUUUGCUGGUCAUUUAGUGAAGCCUUUUGCUGACAUUCUGAAUCAGAUCAAUACUUCCAAAAAGCAUGAAGCUUUCUUUGACUCAGAGAACAACACUGAAAAGAGCUGUUUGUUGCUACAGUUCAUUCUCGAUUGUUUACACAAAAUCUUCCUGUUUGAUUCUCAUCGCUUUGUGAGCAAAGAGAGAGCAGAAACACUGAUGAUGCCAUUGGUGAAUCAGCUGGAAAACAUGCUUGGUGGUGAAGAAAGAUACCAGGAAAGAGUAACAGUGCACUUGGUCCCAUGUAUAGCGCAGUUUGCAGUUGCCAUGGCAGACGACUCUCUGUGGAAGCCAUUGAACUACCAGGUUUUGCUGAAAAUGAGGCAUUCAUCACCCAAGGUUCGAUUUGCUGCCUUGUUAGCUUUGUUAGAACUUGCAGAAAAAAUAAGAGAAAACUACAUGGUACUACUGCCAGAGUCUAUUCCAUUCUUAGCUGAGCUGAUGGAAGAUGAAUGUGAAGAAGUUGAGCAUCAGUGCCAGAAGACGAUUCAGCAGCUUGAAGUUAUUCUCGGAGAACCACUGCAGAGUUACUUCUAACCUCAUUAUCUCUGCAAAGUUUUACAGCAUGACAUAUGUUGGGACCAAGCAGAUGCUGACGCUUUUAAGACAGCCACUUUUUGUGUAUUUUUUAAACUAGCUUGUGGAGCUCUGUACUGUGACUGGACAUUCUUUGUUAAGACAUUUUAAUUUGUAUAAAUGGAUUUCUCUCU
Molecule: messenger RNA, 6834 nt
Organism: Pogona vitticeps (central bearded dragon)
Lineage: Eukaryota; Metazoa; Chordata; Lepidosauria; Squamata; Agamidae
Gene: HEATR1
Product: HEAT repeat containing 1
Biological process (GO): maturation of SSU-rRNA from tricistronic rRNA transcript (SSU-rRNA, 5.8S rRNA, LSU-rRNA); positive regulation of transcription by RNA polymerase I
Cellular component (GO): 90S preribosome; small-subunit processome; t-UTP complex
Molecular function (GO): snoRNA binding
Source: RefSeq, a predicted model, not a curated record